AUGGGGGUCGAUUCGAAAAAGGCCCCUCCCCUACCUGCCCCUACCGAAACCGAGUCAUUGAGUACGCCAACCGAACUUGCGACCGAUCUUUCCCACUGGCAAGAGGAGGAGAAGUCACACAUCUCAAUCCCCGACGACGGCACCCCCGUCACCAUCCGCACCCGCGGCCACAAGCACAACCGCUCUCAGACAUCGCUCUUGAUCGAGUACUUUGAAGGUGGAAAGGGCCCCGUCUCCACCGACGGCGGCGCCAUCAACACUCGCAAGCCCAGCGUAAGGGUCCGGCUCACUCCAUCCAAAGGCGGCCGAGGCAAAAACGACCACAUACAGAUCACCGAGAUGUCCAAGUCCUCGCGAAAGGUCUCUGCGUCGAAGCGGGACAAGCAGGACCCGUUGGUGCCCAGCCAGCUCAGCGAGCUGGACAUGUCCGAAGACGCCAGGAGCUUGCAUUCUUAUGCUUCAGCGACCGAAGAGUCCAAUGUGUCGCGGAACCCCAUUGAGGUCGACAUUCAGCCCGGACAUUAUCGGAGACGGGAACGCAAGCCUUCUAGUCCCCUCAUCCCCGCAGCCGACAGUAAACUUUCUUCCUCAUACCUCCCCCCGAACAUGUCGGACAUUUCUGGCAUCCCAACCGACAGUUUCCUCGAUGGCUCUGGCGGCACCCAUUUGUCCUACUCACCCAAAAGACACAGCAAGAACCCUUCAGCAGCAGAAGCAUUGGCGGCCGGUACGCUGGGUGCUGUCGCUGCCGCUGCCGUAGCCGACAAGGCGAAUAGAAAGAACCGCAGUGCGAGUCACGACCGCAAGAUCAUCGAGAGGGCAGUCGAGAAGGCCACACGACCAGACAAGAAGCACAGGUCCAAGAGCCGGACAAGCAGCAUCAGUGAGAUGGAGGUCGAUGGCAAGAGUUCUUCGAGGCGCAGGUCCUCCAAGAGUGGCCACAAGGAAUCCUUGGUCUCUGGUGCCGACUCAAGCAUGGUCUCAUCCGCACUUACGCCAAGCCAUAGAUCUUACGACUCCUACUCCUCCUCGAAGGUCUCCCUCAACAACCCCAAGCUUCUGGAGACGGUCGAGGAUGCUAUCAGGCGCCUCAUUCUACCAGAGUUGGAGUCACUUAAGAGGGAACGCAGCCAGCGUGACACGAGGAGCGGUUCCAUGCGAAGUCGGGAUAGAGCAUCACUAUCUAGUCUCACCACAGAUUCGAGGGAUGAGCUCUCGGUCACCAGCAAACGGAAAUCUGGUGCUACCGAGCACUCCAUUAGAUCCAGAGGCCGCGAGGCCAGAAACGACUUGUCGCCGCAGAGCAGUGUGGAGCAUGUCUCUGUGCUUGAGCACGAAGAGAACACACCACGCCGCGAUAACCAUGUUGGGGACGUUGCGUUGUUAGGCGCUGCAGCAGCAGCUGGCAUAGCAGCAGCAAAUCGCGACAGAUCCAGAGCUGACGAGAAGCGACAACGGAGACGGCGCAGAGCCAAGACGCCGGAGCAUGGCAGAGCAGGCGAGGAGUACGAUGAAUACGAGCAAGAGGUUGCGCCUCCGAUGCCGCUUUCCAGCGAGAUUAAUCCUUCCGAAAUGACGAGAACCUCAAUCCUUUCUGCCGAUACCGACAGGCCUCACUCCGCUAGCGACGAGAUCACUCCCAUUCGCGACGUCACCAGGGAUGUCAUCUCCAACGGCUCCGUGCAUGACUCUCUGACGCCUACUCAAACACCCGACCACCAUAGCUUGCAGAAGCUGGGUGCUCUUCAUGCCAAUCUUUCUCAUGGCGAUCUGAAAAAUCUGCCCCGUAAAAGCACUGGCGGCUAUGAAUAUGAGGAGGAGAGUGAGCUGAGCUCGAACAACCCAGCCUAUCGUGAUGAGUACGACGAAUAUGAAGAGGAAGGGCUCAGCGAACCCGCAAUGUACGAAAAUACAUUCUACAACCAACAGGAUGUGCCACCACCUCUGCGAUACGUCCCCUAUCAACAGGAGCGCCGUGGUCUAAGUCCAAUUCAGAGUGUAUCUGGAUACACAGAAGGGGAGAGCGACCUCUACCAUCGCCGGGACUCGAGAUUAACAGACAGCGAAAUUUCAUCUCCACGCAAAUCUCCGCAUCCAAGUUCUGUUCCCAGCAAUAUGCGCAGCAGGGAGUUUGGUGACGAGGAGAGUAGCGUUAGAAGCUCUGGCAACUACCGUGACACCAGAUACACAGAUGACAGCGAACUUGACCAGGUCACCUCUGGGCAGGCAGUCCGUGGCGUUGGCGCAAACCCUCAAUUCAUCCACCAGCCUUUCGGUGCUGAGUCCAACGUUGCUUCUCUUGUGGAGGGCUCGGCUCUAGAUUCAUCGGUUCUCAGCAAUGGCCAAGAGUACCGCGAUUCCCAAUUGUCUCGGGACUCUGAAAUCAGUGCUGGCCCAGACUACCGCGAUUCUCAGCUCUCCUAUGAUUCGCGAGCUGAGGAACAUCUGUCUCGCGGAAGCGGGGCGGGCAGUCCUUCAAAGAACUCCGUUAGUAGCCGGGUUGAGCAGUUUGAAAAGCGCAACUCGCCUGCUUUGUCCAAGCAGUCGCUUUCGCAAGCAUCCCGUGAGUUUGAAGAGUACGAACUAGAUCAGUAUGGUCGUAAGUACCCCAAGACUGAAACCCGACAUUCUCCUACCACAUCAGAGCAAGCUAUCACCAACGCUGCGCUGAGCCGAGCUGCCGAGGCCGCCAAGAUGAAAGCCCAGCAGGCGGCUUUGAGCUCAGAAGAACAACAAUGGGAAGGUGAAGGAGUUGCACGCAACAAGUCUUUCAAAGAACGGGCUAAGGCAGACGGGUUUCGGUCUGAUGCGACUCCUCGUCAUAGUAUCGACCGCCUGUCUGAGCAAUACGAGUUGGGAGCCAGCGGCUUACCGGACUCGGACUACCCAAUGCCUGAAAUUGGAUAUGGAUACCAGCAUUCUGAGAACGGGCACUCUGUUGUUGAGGGGCCACUAGGCGGAUCCGAGACCCAUGAAUGGCACGAAGAGCGAACCCCUACACAGGAAAAGACCUUCGAUUUUGAUCGCACUACCACCCCCAAGGCCGGCCAGAAGGGUUCGAGCCAUAGUCUGGGGCUUACUGAGGCAGUUGCUGCUGGUGCACUAGCUACUGCUGCAGGCAUGGCUGCCUCUCACAGCAGACAUGCGAGUCAAGACCAAGACGAGGAGUGGCAUCGUACAUCGAUGGACCGUAAGAGGGAUACGCUUGUCACGAAUCCCUACGAGGGCACAAGCCCCAUUGCGAAUCUCCCCGGUCUUGAUCAGCUCACUGGAGCCGGAUUCCACGGCGGCGAACAAUACCGAGCGGGCUUCAACACUGGAAGCCCCGGUAUGGGCGGUGACGAGGGCUACGAGACCGCGCAACCCAACGAGGCUAACAUGCAGGGCAAGGCAGUGGCAUUUCAAAGUCAACCUGGCAUGGGCGGCAAUACAGAGGACCCGUUCUAUGUCGGGAUGCCGAAGCACCAAAGACAAAUUAGUGGUUUGUCUCACGGCAUGGGUUCGCCACUUUAUGAUGCCGCAACAGGUGCCGGGAUUGACAAUAUUCAAUCUAAAGACAUUAUUGCACUAAUGGAGCACCUUAUGGUUCGCGACGCGCAGAGAAGUGCUAGAGAUACCGAAAUGCUCGUGACACUCGUGAGAUCAGCUGCUGAGAUGCGCACCUCUUUCAACGAUAUCAAGAGAUUACUUGCGGACACUGAAGAUCAGAUUAUCGGCGAAGUUAAGGACAAUACUGAGAAGACGGUCCAACGACACGUUGGUGGUCCCCGACCAUUCCCUGGCAGCGGAGCUCGGUCGCUACAGGGUGGAUCACAAUCAGGAACUUUCGAUGAAAAUGCCAAGAAGCGCAACAUCUUCCGCCGAGCACUGAAGGGCCUCAGUAGUAAGGGGGACAAAGACCUCGGGAGAAUCGAGGAUAUGCUCAUGCACCUGCUGGGAGAAGUCGAUGUAUUGAAGCACCAGACCGCUGGCCAAGGCCCCGUAUCUGGUAUGGGCACACGCAGUCACUCUUUUGAGAACUUGCCGGAAGUUCAAUAUGAGCAAGACAAGGGCUACGAACCCGAAGGACUUGCUGGAACUUCUACUGCCAGCCAUGGGAGCCAGUCUGGCCACCUUUCCAUUCCGCAAACUCGUGGUUCUUCCGCAAACAGGGGUUAUGAGCGGAAGUUUUCAGAUCACAGGAUUAGUACUGUGGACGAAGGUGACGAGGACGAAUACUAUAACGAGCAGCAAGUGACGCCCAGACACCAGAAUGAAGAAUUUCUCAUGUCACCUGCAAUUCCACCCGCCCGUGCGGACUCCGUUCCUCUUGCGACACCGCCACAAACGGCUAACAUGGCUGAGCACUCUGCUAGCUACGAGAAUACACCGGUCACGGAUGCAAGCAAGAAGCACAAAUCCAAGGCCUCAUCUGGGUUCUUCCCUAAGAUCUCCAGAUGGUCUGAGACAACAACUUCAAGCGUUGGCAAGAUGUUCCGCAAUUCACGAAAGCCUGAGCAGGGCGAUCAAGUCGAGGAAUUCCUUCGGCAUCGCCCUUCCCGAUCUGGCUCGGAUCUAGAGCAUUACGAAGUGUACUCACCAAGCGAUCCGUAUGGUGAAGACAAGCUGCACACAGGCUACUCUGAGCAAGACCUAAAUGGCAAUGACGAAUUCGAGGCCACCACUCCGACGAGCUACCGCCAGGAGCACCCCCCUGCCAUGUACGCCACUCCCGAGGACCCGAAGUAUAAGGCGCACCGCAACAGCGUCAACCUACAGCACCCGCAACCCAGGCCAGGUCAAACCGAGCGCUUCAGGACUGCCCUCGAGACGUCUGCCCAAGGUUACGACGCAAACCUACAAGCACCCAUGAGUCCCCGCUCGGGAGACUGGGCCCGCUCAGCCACCAGCCUCGGUCGCUUUGACGAGCAAAAUGAACAAAACGAAUACGGCUGGACAUCGCCAUCGCAGCAAGCGCCUGCCAGACCUCCUAAGGAACCCCUCGAGGACAAUGCCGGUACGCCAGCGAGAAACGCGCGCCUGAGUAAUAUCCAAAAGCAGAACAGCCCGCUGCCAUACCAGAGCGUCGACAGCGGUUAUGGCGGUACUGCAACUCAUGCGGGCACCGUCGGCAGCGCCAGUUUUCACUCUGGCAGCCCUAAGCCUGAGAACCGCAACCUCAAUGGCGCACUUGGGGCUCCUGCUCGUCGGCCCAGCGGCCCACGUGCCAUGACCCCAAGCCGGGGCUUGAACAGAUCACGAGGAAGUGAUGACGGAGAUAGUAUUCGCAGUGGCCGAAGUGGCAUCAGCGACACGCAUGCUAGAGAUGAACGAAGAAGGAAGAGAGACACCUUUGGCACUGUAGGCACUGUCGCCAGCCAGGAAUCCGAGACGUUCUAG
Messenger RNA from Truncatella angustata, 5379 nucleotides. RefSeq lists its product as uncharacterized. The coding region runs from base 1 to 5379 and encodes 1792 amino acids. NCBI's taxonomy places the organism in Eukaryota, Fungi, Ascomycota, Sordariomycetes, Amphisphaeriales, Sporocadaceae. The transcript has 3 exons. The record is from RefSeq and is a predicted model, not a curated record.